This is a messenger RNA of Salmo salar (Atlantic salmon), 1924 nucleotides long. NCBI's taxonomy places the organism in Eukaryota, Metazoa, Chordata, Actinopteri, Salmoniformes, Salmonidae. The record is from RefSeq and is a predicted model, not a curated record.
GCUGGUGAAGGAGGGUGUGAGGAGGGUCUGGGGAACCCUGAGGGGACCAUGGUCAUGGAGGACAACCAGACUACACCUCCUCUUGAACCCACAGAGGAACCAGCUGAGCAGCACAGGACCACACACAGUCUCACUGAGUCAGUAGACAUGGAGGAUGGGAAGCCUGAUCUGCUGCCAGUCAAAGAGGAGACAAUAGAAGAUGAACCAGAGAGCAUUGAUCUGCUGAGUGGACUAAAGAUGGGGGAACAAGGUGGUUGGCUGGAGGCUAACAGAGGAGACUGGGCGGACAUCUUGGAUUCCCAGACCGGUGCAGCCAAGGGCCCAGGGGACAACAUCACUGAGCAGGCCAGGACUAGAGAUGACAUAGUGGAGUCUACAGAUGCAGAGGCUGCCAGUCCUGGGGUCAAGCUGGAGAGGUCUGAAGGAGAGGACCAACGACACAGCAGAGACAUCCAGACUGGAGCGCCCCAUGUAGCCACAGAGGUCCCCACCAGCUCCGCCCCAGCGCCGCCCAGAACCCGACGUAGCAUCAAGUUCAGUGGAACGCCGAACACAUUCUUCAAGUCAGAGACCAACACAGAGACUUUAACUGUAACACACAGGCUCUUACACCCAGGAUCUGACCACAGAUCAGACCCAGAGAGACUGGAGCUGGGGCCACUGGGCUGUCCUCCUGCUCCUGGCUCAGAGUACUUACCAGUAUUUCACCAGAGCCAGAGGACGGUUCGUUCCCAUGGUGAUGGUGACACGUUAGACACUGGUGGUGAUGAUCUGUCUUGUUCUUAUGCUACAGAGAUGGACCCUGGCAACAUGCCCUUGGGUUUAGAGACACAGACUGAACUAUCUAGAGGGGACUGGAACCAGUACAGUAGUAGUGUACACUCUGAAGGGUGCCUAGAUAAGAAAGGGGAGGUUAUAGUCGUAGACGAAGUGACUGUGAAAAUGGAGGGCGAAGUUCCUCUGACACUGAAUGCAGACGAGACUCACUUAGGAGAAGGACACUUACAAGGCAGAGAUUUCUUAGAUUACAGGGAAAGUUUAGAGACUAAUCCAAAUGUUGCGACCCACUCCCCUUUACACAUGUUCAGUGAUCGCAACACAGUGACCACGUCGAUGGGGCCUUCCGAUUCACACAGCCGCGUCCUUUUCUAUCAAGUAUUGAACUCAAAGGACCAAAGGGCCCAGACUCAGGGAGGGGGAGCCACAUCAGGCAGUAGUAAAGAGAAACGGUUCAUCUGCAUGUCCUGUAACAAAGGCUUCAGCUGCCUCCAGAACGUAAAGACCCACCAGAGGGUCCACACAGGGGUGAAACCCUUCAGCUGUACCCAGUGUCAUAUGCACUUCUCACACUCGUACAGCCUGAAGAGGCACCAGAGGGUCCACACAGGGGAGAACUCUACAGCUGCCCUUAGAGUGAGAAGAGGUUCUCCCACCAGAACCCGCUGAAGAUGCACCUGAAGGUCCACACGAGAGAAAGGUUGUUCGCCUGUACGCACUGUGGGAAGAGAUUCUCAGAGAAGAGCUACCUCAGGAUACACCAGCUUAAAAAACAUUCACUCUAUAACAUAGAAAGUAACCAUUCCACAAGAUAGCUUCUGACGUUUAGAUCAAACCCAAAGAUGAAUUUUCAUUAUUGUUGUUAGAAAAGAUCCACAGAUGCAUUUGGAAUAACAGGAGUAAUAUAUUUCAGUGUUGAAUAUUCGUGGGUAGAAUACUGCAUCCAGAUAUUGUGUGAUAUAUAUAUAUAUAACACAUAUAUACAUACACACACAUACACACAUACAUACAUACAUACAUAUAUAUAUACUGCUCAAAAAAAUUAAGGGAAUACUUAAACAACACAUCCUAGAUCUGAAUGAAAGAAAUAAUCUUAUUAAAUACUUUUUUCUUUACAUAGUUGAAUGUGCUGACAACAAAAUCACAC